Molecule: messenger RNA, 1843 nt
Organism: Suncus etruscus (white-toothed pygmy shrew)
Lineage: Eukaryota; Metazoa; Chordata; Mammalia; Eulipotyphla; Soricidae
Product: tetratricopeptide repeat protein 39B-like
Exons: 1
Coding region: 1-1755 (584 amino acids)
Biological process (GO): regulation of cholesterol efflux; regulation of cholesterol metabolic process; cholesterol homeostasis
Molecular function (GO): protein binding
Source: RefSeq, a predicted model, not a curated record
AUGGCCCCCCUCGCGGGACUGAAGAGCGACGGGGAGAGCCAAGACCUCGCCCUGCUCCCGCUCAGCGGCCAAGAGCAGGAGAAGGACGAGCAGUUCCAAGACGCCUUCGAGGUCAUCCCGGCGGCCCCGACCAUGAGCCUGCUGGCCUCCCUGGAGGAGUGCACCACGGGCUUGUACCUGUUCCUCAACAACCGCUUCUCCGAGGCCCUGAGGCUCAUCUACCCCUGGUCCCAGAGCAGCCUGUACCACGCGCUCAUGCACAGCGUCCUGAUGGUGGUCAAGGCCGCGCUGACGCUGGAGCCGCAGGACAUCGAGGCCGGCCUCCUGGCCGCCAAGUCGGCGCUGCGCACCUGCGGCCGCUUCCGCCGGCGGUCCCGCGCGAGCUUCGGCCGCCUGGUGAGCCUGCGGGAGGAGGAGCUGCACGCCGAGCUGUGCUACGCCGAGAGCCUCCUCCUCAAGUCGGCCGCCAGCUUCAUCCAGGACGACAGCCUGCUGAGCUACCUGCGCGGCGGGCUGGCCAUCGGCUCCAGCUACCAGAUCCUCAGGGACUGCCAGCGCGCGCUGGCGCAGAUGCCCGCGCCCCGCAGCGAGACCUUCCGGCACCUGGCGGGGGGCGUCCAGUUCGGGCUCGGGCUGUUCAACCUGCUGCUGCCCCUCGUGCCGCCCAAGACCCUGCGGCUGCUCAGCGUGUCGGGCCAGGCCGGCGACCGCGAGGCCGGCCUGCAGCUGCUCGGCCAGAGCGCCGCCGAGCCCCACCUCAGCAGCGUCCUCAGCGCCCUGCUGCUGCUCUUCUACCACGGCUACGUGGACGUGGCCCUCGGGCCGGAGCGGGCGCCCGACGCGGCCGUGGAGCGCCUCCUGCGCGCGUCCUGCCGGCGCUUCCCCAACUGCGUGCUGCUCAAGUUCUUCCGGGCGCGCUUCUGCGUGCUGGCCGGCCAGCUGGCCGAGGCCCGGCUCCGGCUGCACGAGUGCGUGUUCGUCCAGAGCGAGUGGACGCAGGUGCACCACCUCUGCUACUGGGAGCUCAUGUGGUGCUCCGUGUUCCUGCAGAACUGGCGCCAGGCCUUCCACUACGCGCGCCUGCUGGCCCGCCACUCGCGCUGGUCCCGGGCCGUCUACGUGUACAGCAAGGCCGCGCUCCUGGCCCUGCUGCCCGCCGACUUCGCCAGGCUGGUCGGCGAGGACGCCAGCUCGCUCUUCCUGCAGGUGGCCUCCCUGCGGAUCAAGGUGUUCGGGACGUCGGUGCCCAUCGAGAAGUUCAUCGCCGAGAAGGGCCAGCGCUACGGGGCCACGACGGGCUGGUACCCGGCCCAGCCCAUGCUGGAGCUCAUCUACGCCUGGAGCGGCUUCCGCGUCAUGAGCAAGAAGCUGGACCUCAUCGCCCACUGGCUGGCCGUCAUCGACAAGGGCGAGGACCUCCUGCGGGGACACGCCAGCGCCAACGCCGAGUACUGGGCCGACGACGUCACCUUGCUCUUUCUGCUCAAAGGCCUGUGCCUGAAGCACCUGGGCAGGUACCUGAUGGCGGAGCACUACUUCAACUGCGUCCUGCAGAGGGAGAAGCUGCUGAAGCACGACCACUACCUGGUGCCCUACACCCACUACGAACUGGGGGUCCUCUACUACCUCAAGGGGGACUACGCCAACGCGGCCAAAAGCCUAGACAACAUCAAGAACUACAGGGACUACUCCAUGGAAAGCCAGCUGCAGUUCAGGGCGCACGUCGCUUUCGAGCAGAUCUACAAGGAGUUGUGACUCGGCACCAUGUCAGUCUGGUUCUGUUCGUUGUGAGCCAAGGGAUCUACCGCGAGCCAGGCUGUGACGGGAAUUUCUGGGUCGCAGA